Molecule: messenger RNA, 4951 nt
Organism: Ziziphus jujuba (common jujube)
Lineage: Eukaryota; Viridiplantae; Streptophyta; Magnoliopsida; Rosales; Rhamnaceae
Product: autophagy-related protein 11
Exons: 5
Coding region: 1295-4744 (1149 amino acids)
Biological process (GO): positive regulation of protein phosphorylation; autophagosome assembly; autophagy of peroxisome
Cellular component (GO): Atg1/ULK1 kinase complex; phagophore assembly site membrane; extrinsic component of membrane
Molecular function (GO): protein kinase binding; molecular adaptor activity
Source: RefSeq, a predicted model, not a curated record
UGGCUUGAAUGUGAAGAAAAACUCAGGGGCAGCAUCUAUAUUUCGGAAAAACCUGAGGGCUGUUUAUAUGAUAUUUCAUAGGAAAAAUUCUUUUCUUUUGUUUAUUUUGGUUAAUUUUUUUUUCUAUAUAUUAAUACAAAUCAUUUCUGAUCGAUAAAAAGCAGCUUGCUUUGCUUUUCUGUACUUCCAAACUUAUUGCGAAGAUAGAUAGAGAGAGAGAGAGAGAGAGAGAGAGGGGAGAGCUCUUCUGCUACGCGGUGGUUACUUCCCGCAGAAGGUUCUCUGUGUUCUUUUAUUUUAUAAAAGAAAAAAAAAUUCGGUGAAGAAGAAGAAGAAGAAAAAAAAAAAAAAUUAAGGAUAACGUAGAUUGAUAAAAUAAUUAAGGGGAAAAAAAAAAGAAAAAGAAAAAUUCUCGAGGGUUUCGUGGAAAACUUGUGCUGAGCAUAAAUAAUUUUUAUUUUUUUUCAGAAGUUAUUUGCUUCACGUAAUCAUACGGAGGAUUAUUAAUCCUUAAUUCCUCAGUUUCCAAGUUUUUUCGCUUGAAACCCUUUUCUGAAAAAAAAUCAUCUAUUUGAUUGGUUUCUGGGGUUUUUUAUUUUUAUUUUUUCUGAUUAAUUUUGGGAUAAGUUGGAAUCGAAAUUUGGGGAUUUUUUUUUUUUUUUUUUUUUUCUGGGGUGGGAAAUUUUUUUUCUGUGGGUGUGUUGGGAUUGAUGUUCUUUUGCUGAGUUCGAUGGUGGGUCGGUGGUAAUCUGGGAUUUCUCGGUUUUAUGCAUUGGUGGGUCUUUUGGAUUUGCUCUAUUUCGAAAAAAAAAAAAAAAAAAAUUGGUGUUGAUUUAGGGUUUGCGGAAGGACUUCACGAGUGGAAAGUUUGGGUAUUUUGGUUUUAUUGGAUUAAAAAAAAUCUAUUUCCGGUGCGUUCUAAAUUCGGAGGCUUUUUUCAGGUUUCAAUGCCGGGUCCUUGACAAUAUUUGGUUUGUUGGAUAAAAUCCAAGUUCGAAAAUUUGGUUUGCUUUUUGCUAUUCUGUGGUGGGUUUGAGAUUAUUCGGGGUUUUAUCGAAGAUAUAAGGUGCAAAGUCAGAAACUUUUUUUUGUUUGUUUUUAGAUUUCGGUGUUGUUGUCUUGAUAAAGGGUCCUAAUCAUAUUGCCACGAGGGUGUGUUGAGAGACCGUUCGACCAUUUUUUCUUCCAGUUUCAAACCUCAAACUUGUCCUGUAUGAUUGAGGCGGUAUUGUUGAUUUGUUUUUGUUGAGUGGGGGGAAUUUUGUGGUGAAGCAUUCUAGUUUCUGGGAUAAAGAUGAGUUCGAGUGUCACUGAAGGUUUUGUCCAUCAGGGCAAGCUUCUGGUUCAUAUUGCUGAGAAUGGACACUCAUAUGAGCUGGAUUGCGUUGAAACCACACCCGUUGAAGGGGUUAUGAGGCAUAUUGAAUCGCUGACAGGGAUUGGUAUGAAUGACCAGCUUGUUCUCUGUUGUCAUAUUAGACUUGAGCCUCAAAGACCUCUUUCAGCUUAUAAGCUUCCGGCUGAUGACCGCGAAGUGUUCAUAUUCAACAAGGCCAGGCUGCAAAACAAUACUCCUCCGCCUCCGCCGGAGCAGGUUGAUGUUAUUGAUAUUGCAGACCCCCAGUCGCCGUCGUCUUCUCAUAAUUCCCACCCUCUGGAUGAUGCUCCAGACCCUGCUCUGAAGGCUUUACCUUCUUAUGAGAGGCAGUUUAGGUACCAUUACCACAAGGGUCAUGCAAUUUAUAGUCGUACCCAAGUGAAAUAUGAAACCUGUGAGAGGCUUCUGAGAGAGCAAAAGGUUCAAGAGAGGGCAGUGGAUGUUGCCAGGGAAAAUAUGGAGCACUACCAUAAGGUGAUUAAGCAAAACUACAGGGAAUUCAUGAAACGUUAUUUGCUACAAAACCGCAUCCAUUCUGAUCUUUUGGCAAAUUUCGAAAAGGAAAUAGAGAAAUUGAGAUCCCUCAAGCUCCACCCUGUAUUACAAACAGCCACACGUAAGUGCUUGCUGGAUUUUGUUAAGGAAGAGAACUUGCGGAAGACCGCAGAGAGUUGUGGCGGUUCUCAUAGGCAGUUUGAGAGUAAGGUUUCACAGUUUAAACAGAUGUUUGUUGAAGUCGACCGCAAGGUGGAGGAAUUGUCUGCUAGCAGGGCUUCCUUGCCCAUUAGGAAUUGUGAGCUGACAAUCAAGGACUGUCAGCGAUUUAUCACUGAACAAAAGAGUAUAAUGCAGUCUUUGAGCAAGGAUGUCAAUACUGUGAAGAAACUUGUGGAUGAUUGUUUGUCUUGCCAGUUGUCUUCCUCAAUUCGUCCUCAUGAUGCUGUGUCUGCCUUGGGUCCUAUGUAUGAUGUACAUGACAAAAAUCACCUGCCUAGGAUGCAGGCUUGUGAUCGUGCAAUUUCAAAUCUACUUGAGUUUUUGAAGGAUAAGAAGAAUGAAAUGAAUGUUUUUGUGCACCAUUACAUGCAAAAGGUAACAUAUGUUUCUUACAUGAUCAAAGAUGCAAAGUUACAGUUUCCUGUUUUUAAAGAGGCAAUGGUACGCCAAGAUGAUCUAUUUAUGGACUUAAAGUUAGUCCGGGGAAUUGGCCCUGCAUAUAGAGCUUGCCUUGCAGAAGUAGUCAGAAGAAAGGCUUCUAUGAAGCUUUACAUGGGCAUGGCUGGACAGUUGGCUGAAAAGCUUGCAACAAAGCGAGAGGUUGAGGUAACAAAGCGGGAGGAGUUUCUCAAAGCACAUAGUUCAUACAUACCUAGGGAUGUAUUAGCUUCUAUGGGAUUAUAUGAUACCCCUAACCAGUGUAACGUCAAUAUUGCUCCUUUUGACACUGGUUUGCUUGACAUUGACAUUGGUGACCUUCAGCGCUACGCCCCUGAGUUCUUGGAAGGACUGCCUUCUAAGGGUGAAAAACAUGGAGCCUUUAAAGGUUCUUAUUCUAUGUCUAAUGAAAGUUGUAAUUCGACUGAGAGGGAAGAAAUUGCGGCCGAUGUGCUUGAAAAAAAUGAGUCUGAGGAUCUACUUGAAGGCUGUGAGUUGGUGGAAAUUGCUGGAACUAGCAAGAUGGAAGUUGAGAAUGCUAAAUUGAAAGCUGAACUUGCUUCUAAAAUAGCUUUGAUAUGUUCAUUAUGCCCUGAGGUUGAAUAUGAAUGUUUGGAUGAUAGUAAAUUGGGUAGUUUAUUGAAAAAUGCUUCUGAGAAGACAGCUGAAGCCUUGCAGCUUAAAGAUGAGUAUGGAAGACAUAUCGAAUCCAUGCUAAGGAUGAAGCAGUUGCAGUGCGAAUCAUACGAGAAGCGUAUUCAAGAAUUGGAACAGAGAUUAUCAGAUCAGUAUUUGCAAGGCCAGAAGCAUUCUAGAAACAGUAAUGCAUCUGACUUUACCCUUUUGGCUGAGAAGGCUGAUAAGUGCAAACCAGGAAACUUAGGUGGUGGAGAAGCCCACAUGCCAUGCAUAUCUACGUCAGAGCACAUGGAUGAGGUUUCUUGCAUAUCUACUUCUUUGGAUGCGAAGUUGGGACUUUUCGCUGAGCAACCGGGCAAAAUGCAAGAUGGGGUGGAUGAAAAUAUGAUGGAUUCCUCUGGAGUACAAAAUCCUCAGUUGGAUUCAUUAAUGCUGGAGCCACAUCGUGAAGAAAAAGAUGGGAAAGAUAAGAUGGUUGGGCAGUUGGGCAUGUCACUGACUAACAGUUCUACUGCUGAGAGCAUGCCUGAGCCUCUGAGUUCUUUACCUUGUGAUUUGGCAGUUCAAACCAGCUUGGAUAUGAAAGUCAAUGAUAAUCUAUUGCUGGAAUUACGAACCACACUUUCAGAGAAGACAAAUGAGCUGAGUGAAACUGAAACAAAGCUCAACGCUGCUAUGGAGGAGAUUGCCAUGCUUAAGAGGGAACUAGAAACAAACCGAAAGCUUCUUGAUGAAUCACAGUUGAAUUGUGCGCACUUGGAAAACUGUUUGCAUGAAGCAAGAGAGGAAGCUCAGACCCAUCUUUGUGCAGCAGAUCGGAGGGCAUCGGAGUAUAGUGCAUUGCGGGCAUCUGCUGUCAAAAUGCGUGGCCUCUUUGAAAGACUCAGGAACUGUGUUUAUGGCCCGGGUGGGAUGGCUGGUUUUGCUGAGUCUUUGCGUACUUUAGCACAAUCUCUGGCCAGUUCUAUUAAUGACAAUGAAGAUGAUGGUACUAUCGAGUUCCGGAAAUGUAUUCGAGUCCUUGCAGAGAGAGUUAGUUUCUUGUCCAGGCAUCGCGACGAGCUACUUGACAAGUACCCUAAGCUUGAAGCUGCAAACGAACAACUUAGAAAGGAACUGGAAGAAAAGAAAGAGCAGGUUAAAACUUUAUACACAAAGCAUCAACUUGAGAAGCAGGCCAACAAGGAAAAGAUAUCUUUUGGCCGCUUGGAAGUCCAUGAGAUUGCUGCAUUUGUUCUUAAUUCUAGCGGCCAUUAUGAGGCAAUCAAUCGGAACUGCUCAAACUACUACCUGUCUGCUGAAUCUGUGGCCUUGUUUGCAGACCAUCUCCCCAGCCGACCAAACUAUAUUGUUGGACAGAUUGUACAUAUCGAACGCCAGACUGUGAAGCCAUUGGCUCCUGGUGCAGCCCGGGCUGAUCAUAACCUGGGCUCUGACACGGGUACUGAUAGGUUGACCUUGAAUUCAGGUUCAACUUCAAAUCCAUAUGGUCUCUCUAUUGGCUGUGAAUACUUCGUAGUGACUGUAGCCAUGUUGCCUGAUACCACCAUUCAUUCACCACCUCCUUCCUGAUCCCUGCCUCAAGCAGAUUGACGUGAUGGAAGAAUCCCAAGUGUAAAUAUAUAAAUAUAACAUUCAAAAGCUUAAAUUUCUGAUGGUGGGAUUUGGAACUUGAUUUCCUUUCUGUACAGCCUGAUGAUUCAAUAUGAGUUUAAUCUCCUAACCCUUGUAUAUAUCACUACUCUCCUUUUUAUAAAUAUAUGUUAAAAAUUGUGAAUA